GGCCACUUGUUUAGAAUUCCCGAAAGAUGGCGGCGGCGCCUCCAGAAGAGGCUAGCCUACAGUCUCGCAUCAACAGGGCCACCAACCCUUUGAAUAAGGAAAUCGACUGGGACAAUAUCAAGGGAUUUUGUGAUCAGCUCAACAAUGAUCCAGAAGGCCCCCAGCUUGCGACCAGACUUCUGGCCCAUAAAAUCCAGUCUCCUCAGGAGUCGGAGGCUAUGCAAGCACUUACGGUUCUUGAGACGUGCAUGAAGAACUGCGGAAAGCGAUUUCACAGUGAAGUGGGAAAGUUUCGCUUUCUCAAUGAGCUCAUCAAAGUGGUCUCACCCAAGUAUUUGGGUGCCCGGGCUCCUGAGCCAGUGAAGAAGAAGGUGCUGGAAAUGUUGUACAGCUGGACAGUGAGGCUGCCUGAUGAGACUAAGAUAGCAGACGCCUAUCAGAUGCUGAAAAAACAGGGCAUUGUCAAGCUGGAUCCCGUACUUCCUGACGACAAGCCCCUUCCACCCCCUCCACCCAGAGCCCAAAGUGCUGUCUUUGAGGAUGAGGAGAAAUCCAAGAUGCUGUCGCGCUUGUUGAACAGCUCCCACCCUGAAGACUUAAGAGCAGCAAACAAGCUCAUUAAGGAAAUGGUUCAGGAGGACCAAAAGCGUGUGGAGAAGGUCUCGAAGCGUGUGAACGCCAUCCAGGAGGUGAAGGAGAGCGUGAGCCUGCUGAACCAGCUGCUGGAGGGCUACAGCAAGGAGAGCUGCUCCCAGAGCAACCAGGAGCUCAUUAAAGAUCUGUACCAGCGCUGUGAGAAGAUGAGGCCCACACUAUUCAGAUUAGCAAGUGAUACAGAGGAUAGUGAUGAAGCUUUGGCGGAUAUCUUGCAGGCCAAUGACAGUCUGACACAGGUCAUCAACCUGUACAGACAGCUGGUAAAGGGCGAGGACGUGUCAAAAGAUGGCAUAACCACACCCCCAGGACCAGGAAGCAGUAGCUCAGCACUCGUAGACCUGAUGGGGCUCAACGCAUCAGAAAACAUGGCACCAUCCAACCCGGAGCCCUCCAGCCUACAGACCCUGACUCAGAGCAUGGGCAUCAGCCUGUUGGACGAUGAGCUCAUGUCGCUGGGGCUGAAUGUAACGGAAAACUGCGACUCUCCAAACAAUUUUCAGUCCUAUGAAAGAACAGAAUCAUCCACUCCGUCAGUCCCUGCUGCAGUGCUGCUACCAGCUGUGGUUCAGACAUCGCAGGCUCCGCCAGUAGGGGCCCCCACUGCGCCAUGUAAACCCAUGGAAGACCUGGACUCCUUGGGGAAGACAUUGUUACAGCAGUCCCUACCUCCAGAGAGCCAGCAGGUCAAAUGGGAUAAGCUACAACCUCAGUCCAGAAUCUCUUUGCGAGAUCUGCAGAAGUCCAGCACCAACUCUAGACCGACUCCAAAUGCAACCACCAACUCUGCUGGUCCUGCUACAGGACCCGCCUCCAGCCUGGCGGCCCAUUCAGAGCAGCCCGACACUCUCCUCCUCUCCAAUCUCACUGUCACGGCUGCUGACCCCUGUGACAACAUCUCUCUAGCUGACGUCACUGUGCCUCUGGAAUCAAUCAAACCUAGCAGUUUAUUACCAGUGACUGUAUUCGACAAACACAGCCUCCGGGUUUUAUUCACCUUUGCUCGUGACUGUCCUCCAUCACGGCCUGAUGUGCUGGUGGUGAUCAUCUCCAUGCUGUCCUCGGCCCCCAGUCCUGUCACCAACAUCCGCUUUCAGUCAGCUGUACCAAAGGUGAUGAAAGUGAAGCUGCAGCCUCCCUCUAGCACAGAGCUCCCAGCCUUCAAUCCCAUCCUGCCUCCAGCCGCCAUCACACAGAUCCUGCUGUUAGCUAACCCUCACAAGGAAAAAGUACGUUUGCGGUACAAGCUGACUUUCAAACUGGGGGACAAAUCUUAUGAUGAGUCUGGCGAUGUGGACCAGUUCCCUCCUCCAAACACCUGGGGGAACCUUUAGUGAGAGCAACCGACCUUCUGUCAUCUGAUCUGCUGCUUCCUUUAGAUUUAGGUUGAAGUUGUCCCUCCUCGCUGGCUCAAGGCAAACGGUUUCAAACUCCGGUUUGGUGCCCCAAACGGACAUGAGAGGCCAGCUGUGGGAACCAGCUUCUACCCUGUGCCUUCCUUCGCAGCCUUCCUGUCCUUAUCCAAUCAUCUCUGUGUUCCUGUGUUUGAGCGGCUACUUUUUCUUCUUCCAACAAUCAGUUUGAUGCAAACUGUCUGAAACACUGAUUUAACGCAGUGACUUUAGAGGGAACCCAGUUGAGCCUUUUAUAAAAGACGAAUGUGUGCAUUUGUCUGAGUUACAUACUGUCCUACAAUCCGCUCGAAUGCCCCGUGUCAUGUGAAUCAGAUAUAACAGCUGGUGUCUCGCAUUAUUUCCGUUGUUAACAAAACCCCAGCGCUCAGCCUCGAGCAAGUGUCUGAUGCGUUCCUAACUGUCAACAGUGUGAGUGAAUAUGUUGAAUUUUGUCGCAGUUUGUGCACCCAGAGUGUCCAGAGAGUAGGGUUGCAAUAAAAUCAUCACAAUUUUCCAGUCCUUCAAUAAUGCUUUUCAGCUCCACUUUAAGUCAAUUAAAUGCUUAAAGUGAUAUGUUAUACUGUAUGACCAACAGCUAGAACUCCAAAUGUAUUCAACCUGUGAUGUGAAGUAGUUGGAGUUUUAGCUGAUAAAUAACCUAAUAAUCAGAUCUGAAAUGUAUUUCCAGUCAAAUGAUAAAUUGAUUAAUUGGCUAAUUGCUUCAGCACUACUUCAGUAUUCGCUGAAGAGCACAAAUAUUUAAAAGUCCAGUGUGUAGGCUUUAGGGGCAGAAGUUGAAUAUAUUAUUGGCAGAAAAUGUAUAUAACAUUCAGAAUUAUGUUGUCAUCAGUAUAUAAUCGCCUAAAUCUAAAAAUCUGCUCUUGUGUGUUCGAUAUCUCAGAAUGAGUGUUACAGUAACCACAGUGGGAGCGGGUCCUCUUCCAUGUGGUCUGCCAUGUUUCAGCACCAUGUUUCUACAGUUGCCCAGAAUGGACAAACCAAACCCAGUCUCAAGAGAGGGCCCAUCGUGCUUUUAAGCAGCCACCUUGGGAAGGGAGAGGCUAUUGGAUGGCACUAAAUCCUACACGCUGGACCUUUAACAGUCGAGCGAUAUCAUGGUGAACUUGCCAGCAAACCCCAUCCACUUUACACCUUAAUGAAAAUUGUAUUAUUAACCUAUCAAACACAGACUUGUAUAGGGAAACUUAUUUAACUUUAAACACAGUGGUUUUCCCACUGUAUGAGUAUGGGGAGUUGAUCUGAAAUGCUGUAAUAACUGGAAAAGUAUCAGGAGAAAUAAGCUGGUGAAUCCAGAGAGAAUAAAUAUUACAUUAUAGAUUAGAUUAUUACAUAGUAAGUACUGACUGGUUUCAAUGUUUGUGUCAAGCUUUGGGAAAUUGGAAAGUGUGUGUGUGUAUGUGUGUGUGUGUGUGUGUCUAAGCCGUGACAACAGGAUUGUUCCACAGCACACUUGUUAUAAUAGGAAAAGCACAGGUGUUACUGAUAACAUUAACAAUGGCUCUAUUCUGUUCAGUGUGACGGAGAGCCAGUAUGAACAAUAGGAGGACCCUGAAACUGAUCAGCACAAUGGAAUCUGGCCACUGUUCAUUUACACUUAUGCUUUUCCUAAAUGUCAAAUUGUGUAAUGUAAAAAAAAAAAAAAAAAAGAGAGAGAGAAAGUACUAUGAAGGAAGGGCACUAAAUCUCCACCCCUGUUAAUUUAGCUUUUAAUUUCUGCACUUUUCUUUGUUUUCAAUAUUUUGGGACCAUUUUUGACAUUAUGUUUCUCUCAGGAUUUUGAUUUGGAGAUUUAUUUUACACACAAACUUUCAUGUACUUCUUUUGUUUAAAUUUUGCACACAAAACCAUUCCCUAUUACAGUACAUUGUCUUUUCUCAUUUUCUGCCUUUUCUACUGUUGAUUGACCCAAAGAGGGACAUGUGAAGUCCUGUGUUGACAUCACUGACAUCCGAUUUGAUUCUACCACAUGUGCCUGGGAUGAAACGUUUGAUUUUCAUUUGCAUUGUACAUAUACGAAUGAAUAGUUUGAUCUUUUGUUUUUGUUUUCAAAUGUCCAUGUCCUUAUCUGAAAAAAAAAACUCUGUGAAACAAAUGAUACAUCAAAUGAAUCAUCCUAAUAUCCAUUGCCAUUGACCUGAUUAGAGCACUGGUCUGUGAUCACAUCUUAGGAUCAUAGAGACAUAAAUAAAAGGAGACUGGAGGCAGACUGGUUCCACCUGAUAUAUAUAAGACUGAAGCACAUGUGAAACUUCAAAUGUAAAUACAAUCGGAUAGAGCUGGAGACUCGAUAAGAAUUCCAGAGUAACAAUCGAUUUAGUAUAAUACUUCUACUUGAAAGCAAGUGUUUCUUAUGGUACAUCAAUUGUCAUCACACAGUGCCAUUAAUCAUUAGGCUGGUUUAUAAGACAAUAAAUCAGCUAUUUCUUUUCCAUUUAGGUUUGAGCUUUUAUUUGUUUACAUGUGGGAAUAGAAGGAAGAAAGCAAUAAUAACACAAAAUAGUAGCUUCACUUACCAUCUUUCAGUUCUUCAUUGUUCAAGCAGAUUGUAAAUAAUGAGCAUUUCUGCUCCCAGCAUGAUGUACUUAUAACUAUGCAUUAAGGGGAACUGAUUUGUCUUGUAAAAAGUCCACACAUGAAAAUCUGAGUUUAUUGGAGCCUCCCAUUUGUCCACAGUAUCAUUAAUCAAUAGACUGUCAAAAUAUU
Molecule: messenger RNA, 4772 nt
Organism: Acanthopagrus latus (yellowfin seabream)
Lineage: Eukaryota; Metazoa; Chordata; Actinopteri; Spariformes; Sparidae
Product: ADP-ribosylation factor-binding protein GGA1-like
Exons: 17
Coding region: 27-1988 (653 amino acids)
Biological process (GO): intracellular protein transport; vesicle-mediated transport
Cellular component (GO): trans-Golgi network
Molecular function (GO): phosphatidylinositol binding; small GTPase binding; ubiquitin binding
Source: RefSeq, a predicted model, not a curated record